GUGUGUUGGCUGGUGAGUAGCAUGCAAUUUAGGUAGGAAGACCGGAUAUCUCUCCUUAUUCAAUCUUCUACAUUUUUUCGAGUUUAUUUUCUUUUUUUGAUGAACGAAACGAACAUAGCCCAUCAUGGAGAUUCAAAGAGAAAUCGCUCCAAGCGAUACAUUAGACGCCAGGUUUAUCCACAGUCAGGAUACUACUCCAGCCCAGUCGAUCAGAUCGCCAAAGUUCGAACCUCGAGAGAAGGACCAAAUAUCGAUCCAAAUAUCGGUCCCCAGUACAGCCAACAGUCUAGAUCCAGAGAGUCAAUCAAAACCUCAACCACCGCCAUAUCAUGUCUUUACCCGCGCUCGCAAGAAACAGAUGGUGUACUUGGUCUCAAUUGCAGCCUUGUUCUCUCCUCUGUCGUCUAAUAUAUAUUUCCCUGCUCUUGGUGAAGUCGCAAAGGAACUCAAUGUCUCUCUAUCCCUUGCCACUCUUACUAUCACGAUUUACAUGAUCGUGCAAGGCAUAGCGCCAUCCUUUUGGGGAUCCUACUCAGACGUUAUCGGUAGACGUCCCAUCUUUAUGGGCACGUUCGCGAUAUACCUUAUCGCGAACAUUGCGCUUGCCGUAUCUCAGAACUAUGGGGAACUCAUGGCAUUUAGGGCCCUGCAAGCCGCAGGUAGUGCCGCUACGAUCUCGAUCGGCGCUGGAGUAAUAGGAGAUAUCACGACAUCUGCGGAACGAGGUGGCCUCAUUGGCGCCUUCGGUGGCGUUCGAAUGUUGGGUCAGGCAGUAGGUCCUGUUCUUGGUGGAAUCAUCACUCAGUUUCUUGGGUUCCGUGCCAUAUUCUGGUUCUUGACAAUAGUGGGAGGCUUGUCUCUCACUACUAUCGUCUUUUUCCUGCCUGAGACCUUGCGAUCAAUUGCGGGCAACGGCACUGUCCCACUUACCGGUAUACAUAAACCAGUCAUCUAUAUGAUCACUGGUCAACGAGAUGCCAAAGAUCCAGAGCCCGACGAUGUUCAACCGAAACGAAAAGUCACAUUCACCACUAUCUUCGCGCCACUACGCUUUCUGGGGGAGAAAGAUGUCUUUAUCACUCUCUUUUUUGGAAGUAUUGUAUAUACUGUCUGGAGCAUGAUCACUUCAACUACUACGGCCCUUUUCGAGGAGAUCUACCAUUUGAACUCACUAAUGGUCGGGGUGACUUUUCUAGCAAAUGGUGCGGGUUGCAUGACAGGAUCUUUCACCACAGGCUACCUGAUGGACUUUAACCACCGAAAGACGGAAGCAGAGUACCGCAACAGCCAUGGAUAUCCGGCCGAUACCCCUGUCAACAGCAAGACACAUGCAGACUUUCCUAUCGAGUAUGCUCGAAUGCGCAACACCUGGUGGAUUACUGCUAUUUUUAUUAUCGCAACUGUGGGUUACGGAUUCUCUCUCGAGACUCACAUGGCGGUUCCGAUCAUAUUACAAUUUUUGACUGCUUACUCCGCUACUGCCGUCUUCAGUAUCAACAGCGCUCUUGUCAUUGACUUAUAUCCUGGAGCAAGUGCCAGUGCAACUGCGGUCAACAACCUGAUGCGCUGCUUGAUCGGGGCGGGUGGUGUAGCUAUUGCCCAACCCAUGAUCGACGCUUUGACACCAAGAUACACCUUUCUUCUGCUGGCAGGAAUUACGGCAGUUCUUAGUCCGCUGUUGUGGGUUGAACAGAAAUGGGGUGCUGGCUGGCGAGCCGCGAGAGCACAGAGAUUGAAUGCUAAAGCGCAGGGGAAGUAAGACAGGCAGGACAAUCUGUUACGCUUGCGACGAUAAAAGAUCAACAAAAUCAGAAGAGGUGGGAUCUAGGUAUCAGCCAUCAAAUACGGAAUGGCGAUGGUCUCUAUCUCUUUCCCCGGUGUUUUUUCUUUUUUUUUUUCCCCUUUUAUUUUCUUCUUCUUCCUUCCCCCUUACCCCCCUCCCCCCCCCCUCCCCGGUUCUUGUUGCAUCUUACUACCGCUUGCUCCUUUCCAAUCGUUCUCAUUUAAACCCACUGCAAUCGUUCUAUG
Paecilomyces variotii is the source of this 2028-nucleotide messenger RNA. Its product is annotated as major facilitator superfamily domain-containing protein. Gene Ontology annotation, biological process: transmembrane transport. The record is from RefSeq and is a predicted model, not a curated record. Gene Ontology annotation, molecular function: transmembrane transporter activity. Bases 125 to 1759 code for a protein of 544 amino acids. NCBI's taxonomy places the organism in Eukaryota, Fungi, Ascomycota, Eurotiomycetes, Eurotiales, Thermoascaceae. The transcript has 5 exons.